Molecule: messenger RNA, 2303 nt
Organism: Archocentrus centrarchus (flier cichlid)
Lineage: Eukaryota; Metazoa; Chordata; Actinopteri; Cichliformes; Cichlidae
Gene: mycbpap
Product: mycbp associated protein
Exons: 17
Coding region: 105-2240 (711 amino acids)
Source: RefSeq, a predicted model, not a curated record
GCCAUGGUUACAUUACAACAAACAGGAAGGCCAACUUAAGCAGUGUUAGCUUAAUUUGGUGAGCUGUGCUAACGCUGCAUUGGCUGUCCCGUACUUCUGUAGUAAUGACUGAGCAAACGAAGCGCGGACCAGUGGGGGUUCGGUUUAAUGAGCAAGGGAUGAUUCUUCCACACAGCAUCCUGGGUAGCUUAGAGGACUACAGAAGUUAUCUGGAGGCCAAAGGGGAGAGAGAGUUGGUGAAGCGAAUAUCAAAGUUUCCUGGAGAUCCUCCAUGUGAGGCCACAGAAAGACGUCACUCAGAUGCUGUAGAAAAGGGCACUCCGUCAGGCCAAAGGAACAUCCAGGGUAAUGCCUUACAGAAUUGGGAUAAACACAUGAAGCAUCGCAGACGGCAGCAGGACUUCUUAUCUGAUUUGCUCCAUAGACCAGUCAAAAACUUACUGAUGAACCAAGCCAACCAUUUCAGAGAAAUCCAGGAGCAGAGGGAGUUUUUAAGCCAAGUCUCGCAACUCAUCCACUCAGGAUAUGGUUAUCGUGUGGGUAGUGAGUUCUGGAGUCUCCCACAGCGUUAUGGAGAUGAAAUGAGUGGUAUUACAGCCACUCUGACUCAGACUGAGCAGGGCAGACGAAAAUCCCUCACACGGAUUGGACAACCAUCGAUCAUAUGCCAAGAAUCAGGAAUCAUUUGUGCUGAGACUCUACGCCCAGCUUCACGAACUUGGAACCAGAGUGCAUACCUGCAACACCAGCAACUUAAGGAGGUUUUACAGGAAAUGGACCUAAAAAAGCCAGAAAUCAGUGAACUGGAGGUGAUUGGCUCUGACAAAGCAUUCCACAGCCCUUUAUUGGAGAAAGAAGAAGAAGAGGAGAUGGAGAAUAAGCAGGACCUUGAUCCCCUGGUACAACAUGAAGAUGGUCAGUUAGAAGUUCCUGCCCUGAGUUUCUGUGGUCAGCUCGCUACCUGGACUGGAAACUGUCUCACAAAGCAGGACGAAGUAGGAAUUAGUGCUACAAUAUUCUUUGAGACUCUGACUGGAGAAAUAGCCGCAUCCCACAUGGACCUACAUAAUGAGGGCGGCACCGUCAUCUUCUACAGCUGGCAGCAGCGUCCCAUGCCAUACAGUUUCCCUAAUCUGCAGUCACACGCCCAGAAGCCACACUUCUACUUUGAUUCCUCCUCUGGUGUGAUUCUUCCAGGUGACACCCAGCGAGUAGAGUUUAUAUUUAAAUCAGAUGAACCAGGCAUCAAAACAGAAAUUUGGCAGUUCAUCUCUCAUCCUGUGCUGCUGCAAGGAGCCUCCAUACAGGUCACGUUAAAGGGAGUGUCUCUGUACCGAGAUAAAACUGCAGAUGAGAGGCUUUUCAUAGAGCAGACAAAACUGGAAAAGAUAGUUCGGGAAAAGAUCUGUCGGUCGAUUGUGUAUGAGGUGCUCCAGGGGGUCCGCAGCCCAGAAAGACCAAGCUCUCCUGCAGAGCACUACAACACUACAGAGCAAUGGUUUCUGAGCAGGAACCCUAAGUUGCAGUACCUUGAUGAGCCAGUGGAGGGCCUAAAGGCACUGUGGCAAAAAUUGGAUCAAGGAAGCACCUGGGACUACUGUGUUGAUACACUCCGACUGGCUGUGCUGUCGCUGCCUGAUGAAGAGUCAUCUCAGGACUCCCUCAGAAGAGAAGAGGGUCUGGCCCAGCUCAACUCUUUAUUUCUGCAGCUUUCUGAGCCUUCUGGACUGAAACAUCACCUAACAGCUGCCACUAUAGGGCGGCAGCUGUGGAGAAAACUGCUGGACACAAUGACUGCCGAGGCCACGAAGCUCAAGAACCUGCUAGGCUUUUCAGAGAGAGAAACGUUGAUGGAUGAACCUGUAAUCACCGAUGCUGAUUUGGCUGAUAACAUGAACAAAGAAGUCAAGAGUGAUAUGAAGGACAGUGCAGCUGGUGCGAGAUCCAAGUUUAAAAAAGACACGUUGCCAACAACUAAAAAAACAGUGGAGGAUAAGAAAAAGAAGGGGAAAAGAGAAAAGGAUGUAGAAAAGCACACCAGGGAAAAGCAAGAGAAUGAAUCAGAGAGCGUCCCUCAGCUGCCUCCAAAUCAAACAAAUGUAAUGAAGAUGCCCAUUUUCACAAGGCUUCUGCACAGAAAGGUUUAUGCUCUAAUGGAAGAUCUAGCGGACAACCUAUGUGACCUGAUGGAUGAGCUUAAUGAGGAAGAUAAACAAGAAACACUUACUAAUAAGAUAUGAGAGGGGGGUCAUGGGAGCCUGUAAAAUAUUUGCAAACAAAUGUAAUAAAACGUCAUAAAGGAU